AUGGGUUGCCGUUCUACUGUACCUACGCAAAGAGAUACACACACACACAUCCACCGUUACAAGUCCCAAACUCUGCAGUCUUUUCCUACGCUCUACCUUAUUUCCAACCUUGUUCCAUCUGCAAUCAUGCCUGCCUCCAUGGAGCCCACCCAGCAAGCCCCCAUGACGACUGAUAACGGUGACAUUGUCACCCAGCAGCCCUCGGCCGAGCCCCAGCCCGAGAUGAGCAUGCGUGGUGGUGAGGAGGCUGGCUGCGAGAUCUGCUGCGGUCUCUGCGCCUGUGACGAGGCUUGCUGCUAG
Molecule: messenger RNA, 300 nt
Organism: Fusarium keratoplasticum
Lineage: Eukaryota; Fungi; Ascomycota; Sordariomycetes; Hypocreales; Nectriaceae
Exons: 2
Coding region: 1-300 (99 amino acids)
Source: RefSeq, a predicted model, not a curated record